GAAGGUAGGCUCCAGUAUAAAAGAAGAUUACUGUAAGGCAACACAGAGAACAGAGAGCGCACGAGAAGUCCGAAUUAGGCGUCCAGCAAUACUAGAAAAGGCAUCACCUUUGCAAGUGUCACUGUAUUACCAUGAUUCAACUUGCGGUUUUCUCGUUGUUGCUUCUUCACUGUACCCACGUUUGUUCGUUUAAUUUGGAUGAACUGAAAAACUACAUUGAUAGCCACCAAGAAGAUUAUGUACUGACCUUGAGAGAUUGGGUUGCUGUGGAAAGUGAUUCCAGUGAUGCACUGAAGAGAGAUGAAUUAAUGAGAAUGAUGAAAAUCACCGAAAACAAGUUCAAUGAUAUGAAAGGACACACAAACCUGUUUGAUAUUGGUAACCAGGAGCUUCCUAAUGGUCAGAUUAUUCCUCUACCAGUGGUUGUCACUGCUAGUUUUGGUAACGACUCGAACAAGGCCACAGUCUGCAUUUAUGGCCACGUUGAUGUACAGCCUGCUAGAAUGGACGACGGAUGGGACACAGAGCCCUACAAUUUAACUGAAAUUAAUGGAAAUCUUUAUGGACGAGGAGCAUCUGAUAACAAGGCUCCAGUUCUUGCCUGGAUACAUGCAGUAGAAGCCUAUCAGGCACUGGACAUGGAUCUUCCUGUAAAUGUUAAAUUCAUAAUUGAAGGAAUGGAAGAAACUGGAUCAAACGGCCUGGAUGAGUUGAUCAGUAAACAAAAAGACGACUUCUUUUCCGAUGUCGACUACAUCAUCAUUUCAGACUGUGGGUGGCUUAGCAGGAAACCUGCUCUUACAUAUGGAACUCGAGGAAACUGCUACUUCUUUGCAGAGGUAGAAGGUCCUAAACAGGAUUUACAUUCUGGAGUCUAUGGGGGUUCAGUUUUCGAACCUAUGAUUGACCUCAUUGGCCUAUUAGACACCCUCAUUGAUUCCAAUGGUCACAUCCUGAUCCCUGGUAUCAAUGAAGCAGUUGCUGAGCUCACAGAGGAGGAGAGGAAGCGCUAUGAGGCAAUUGAAUUUGACGUAGAGAACUUCAAGAAUAAGAUUGGAACAGACGGUCUUAUGUAUGAUACCAAGGAAGAAAUACUUUCACACCGCUGGCGCUACCCUUCCUUGUCUAUCCAUGGAAUUGAAGGUGCUUUCUCUGCCUCUGGUUCCAAAACUGUUAUCCCUGCAAAAGUGACUGCAAAAUUCUCAAUCCGUCAGGUCCCUGAUAUGGACCCCCCAACUGUGGAAAAACAGGUGACCACUUAUUUAAAUGAUAUGUUUGCUAAACGCAAGACCCCAAACAAGCUGAAAGUCACCAUGAUUAUUGGAGCCAAACCGUGGCUUGCUGAUGUCAGUGAUCCCCUGUAUGUUGCAGGCAGAAGAGCUGUCCAAAAAGUGUUUGGAGUGGAACCUGACUUGAUCCGAGAGGGUGGAACCAUUCCAGUUGCUAGAACCUUCCAGGAUGUCACAGGAAAGAGUAUUAUAAUGCUGCCCAUUGGAGGAUUUGAUGAUGGCUUACAUUCGCAAAAUGAGAAGAUGAGCAGGUAUAAUUACAUAGAGGGAACAAAACUCUUCGCCGCCUAUCUGCAUGAAGUUUCACAGAUUAAUAAAUCAUAAGUUUACAACUGAGAAACAGAGACUUCUUAGAUGUAAAGUCCAGAGGAAGGCUACAGUACUUUUGUGUAAUGCUAGAUAUGUGGUACCUUUUUAAAAUAAACACUUUUAAAUGGU
Acipenser ruthenus (sterlet) is the source of this 1727-nucleotide messenger RNA. RefSeq names its product carnosine dipeptidase 1 (gene cndp1). Gene Ontology annotation, cellular component: cytosol. Gene Ontology annotation, molecular function: metallodipeptidase activity. The transcript has 12 exons. The record is from RefSeq and is a predicted model, not a curated record. Gene Ontology annotation, biological process: proteolysis. Bases 132 to 1613 code for a protein of 493 amino acids. Lineage: Eukaryota; Metazoa; Chordata; Actinopteri; Acipenseriformes; Acipenseridae.